AGCUGCCUUCACUGUUAUUUUCAAGAGCAUGUGCCAACCUCUUGCGUUCUACGUUGACUCGCUGUACUGGGCCAUGAAGGGACUAGGUACCGACGAUGACAAACUCAUUCGCAUCGUCGUAGGCAGAUCAGAGAUCGACCUGGCUUCCAUCAAGAAAAUGUUCAAAGAGAAAUACCCCACCACCACCCUGGCCGCCAUGGUCGAAGACGAUACCAGUAAAGACUACAAGAAUGUUCUCAUUGGUAUCAUCAACGCCGAUGCUGCACCUACCCCAGCCCCCACCACCACCUAAAGACCGGCUGGAGUCAUUCCAUUCACCAAGUUAACACAGUAUUAUAGCUGUACCGUAUUAUGAAGAAGAAGAACAAAUUCUUAACGUUACCAAGAUCAUAAUUACUAAGCCACCUUAUGAAUAGCCAAGGCUAGUAACUUUUGUACUCUCAUAACAUCACAGGCGCUACAAGCUCUAGGGAAGGAGCCAAUAAUAAAGGUGGCCACUUUAGACAGGUAGAUAAAUGACCACUAUUGUAGGUACAUGCAUAUGACAACACUCACUGCCUGAUGAAGUGGCGGUGUUUCCGUUUACAUCUACCUUGAUGCCAUAUCAUUCCCAUGUGAGGGUUUGGGAGUACAUGGUUUACUACUGUGAGCUUUUCAUAAGCUGGCUUGGGGAUUAUAAUCUAGGUACCGAUAUGACUUGUUUAUAAUACCGUACAGUAUAAUAUCGUCUGAGAUUUGUGAAGCGGGUGCUGGAGUACAAUCGCAUCAAGCGAUAUUAUAUAUCUAUAUUGGGGCAUGUGCAAAUAAAUGUUACGUAUAUAGCUUAUUAGAUACGAUGGUUAAACAUCAUGAAAUCCGUUUCUUUUACUAUACAUAUAUAUUUAUAUAUAUGUACUACUACAAUACAAACCCUAGCAAUUCGUAUUAUUAUAUUCAUACACUGCAUAUAUGUGUACAAAACUAUAAAAAAAAAUAGUAUACUAUUGAAGAACUUGCACAGUACAUAUAAAUCUUUGGUUUUAAUGGAUAAAAGUAGAUGAGUAUUUAAUAUAGAUGUAAAUUAGAAUGCACUGUGGUUUGAUCUCAUUCCUGUUUGUAAUAUUUUGAAAUAUUCAGAGGGUGUUGUAGAGUAUUGACCUUUGGAAUGUUGUGUAGGAUUAGGCAAUCACACAUCCAUGACAAUAAUAUGAACACAAGCUUCAUAGAACAGAACCUCUACAACUUUCAAUUAAGACCCAUUUAUUGAGAUAUAUGUAUGGUCCAGGGCAUCUACGUGAUUUCAAGGAUAUAUAAUAUAGCACACAUUCAAUCCGUCAACAACAAAAUAAAAUGAAAGAAAUUUGUCUAGCUUUACCACUUUUUCGGUGUUUGAUUACUUAAUUAGAGUGAUGAUACAACAUCUAAAGCGACGGACAAAACAGAGAACAUAUGCAAGUGAAGAUUACCAUAUUCAUGAGUUUUCAUAUCAUAAUAUUCAUUACUAUACAUUUGAAAUAGAGAGAUGAAGUUUUUAGUAUUAUAUUGUACAGUACAAUGUGUGCAGGGAUUUCAAAUCUAGUUUCUGUGAGAAUUUAUUUAAUCUAAUGGUCAGAUAUUAAGAUUUACAUUCUAGAAACAGCAUUAUUAUAUUAUGGUAACAACAUUCUUCAUUAUAAUGGUAAUAUAUCGUAAACUACAUUAGAAUACUUAGAACUACACUUUUUUUGGUUGCACAAACAGAAAACAAAAAACGUGAAAUUACUGACAAGCUCAAAUAUUUGCAGCAUAAUCCUAUGGUUUGUAUUAAACUACGUGUGAUUUAUCAGAAAUAAAAACCUUCUGAUAAGUGACACAAUGACAAAGUAACCAUGGUAACAUUCAAUCAUUGUAGAUGCUGUUAUGAGUUUUGUCACGCUUAACGUUUGUACCGCGGUUCAUUUGUAAACUUAAUGGCAAUACUGCACGUUUCGAUAUGACUUGUUAUUCGGAUUACAAUUAAUGAAGAGAUGUUUUAAACAUUACAAGGAAACCUCCUAGAGUUUUCGAUACCAUAACAGUGUAACUUAUUCCUUUCGUAUUUGAAUUAAAAUCUCAGUUCUUGAUUAAAUUGGUUGAAGUUAUUACCAUUUUCUAUAACUGGUAAUGCUGAUCACCCUAUUAUGAACGUAUUCUGGGAGCAGGUUGAUUACCUUGAGUAUCAUUUGAUAUACCAUAGAAAUGAUCGGAUUAGGUGUUGCGGCACUGUAUAAUGUUUGCACAUUCAUUUAAAUCGGUAAUAAACAUGGCUAUUAAAAUUGGCUUAGGUUGAUUUCUGUUCUCGAAAGUUCUUUGAGAUCGUAUUUUCCUUGAACUUUACCAUUGUCAUAGUAAUUUAUCCAUACGAAAUGUUUUGCUAUAAAUUUCACACUGAUCUUGACAAUUGUACUAUCAAUGAAAUCAUUAUUUCAAUGCUUACACCUUAUAUAUCUAAUUCAUUCAGUCUUUUUAAGUAUUUUAGAUAAAGACAAUAUAUUUCGUUACUUCAGGAGGUGAAGGGGACGAAUCGUAAAUUGUCAUUGCAUUAAAGUAAGAACAUAAAUCA
This is a messenger RNA of Strongylocentrotus purpuratus (purple sea urchin), 2560 nucleotides long. RefSeq names its product annexin A5-like. Lineage: Eukaryota; Metazoa; Echinodermata; Echinoidea; Camarodonta; Strongylocentrotidae. The record is from RefSeq and is a predicted model, not a curated record. The coding region runs from base 29 to 292 and encodes 87 amino acids. Gene Ontology annotation, molecular function: calcium ion binding; calcium-dependent phospholipid binding. The transcript is spliced from 3 exons. Gene Ontology annotation, cellular component: cytoplasm.